Photinus pyralis (common eastern firefly) is the source of this 2056-nucleotide messenger RNA. Its product is annotated as sialin-like. Gene Ontology annotation, cellular component: plasma membrane. Lineage: Eukaryota; Metazoa; Arthropoda; Insecta; Coleoptera; Lampyridae. The transcript is spliced from 8 exons. Gene Ontology annotation, molecular function: transmembrane transporter activity. Gene Ontology annotation, biological process: transmembrane transport; monoatomic anion transport. The record is from RefSeq and is a predicted model, not a curated record. The coding region runs from base 322 to 1887 and encodes 521 amino acids.
GAAAACGCACUUUUUUCCUUUCUUUUGUUUACAUCGCAGUCGUAAGUGUCUCCGUUUGACGUCGUGAUCCGCGGGUCAGGUAAAGGGGGCGAGAGCGGAGCGACAACCCCCUGCGCGCGCGAGUUACCGAAAAUAGAAAUUUCCGAGGCGGGAAAAGCGUUUAAAAUUCGUAGAACUCGUUUUAAGGUUUAUUUUACUUUUGAUCUCUAUCUGUAUACAUAAUCCGCGAACUGUUUGUGUGUGUUUGGAUUCAUCAUCGAGUGGUUUCAGUGUCAAGUGCGGUUGCGGUAAACAAACAUUGAAAAUUUGAAACGUAGAGUAAUGAAAAUGGUCGAGAAUCAAAUUUACAACAGCGAAAUGACGAUACCGGCGGCGAACAGGCACUUUCUGCACAGGCUGAGGGAUAAAAUUCCCGCGCGCCUCGUUUUGUACUUGCUAUCCUGGUCGGGGUUUAUGGUUUCGUUCAUUAUACGAAGUGACAUUAAUUUGACCAUCCUGGCGAUGGUGAAGGAUCGCAAGGUCCAGGCCGUGCAGAAUAAGACUGAGGAAAGUUUCUGCUACACGAUAGACCCAAACGUUACCGAAUCGGAGACAGUAUUGGAUUACGGUGGAACGCUGGAGUGGUCCUCGGACGCGCAGAGUUACAUCAUCGCGUCGUUCUACUGGAUGUACGUGUGCGCUCACAUAGUCGGAGGUGCGGUGACGCAGCGCUUCGGCACGAAGCGAGUCUUCGGCUUCGUCCAGCUGACGUGCGCCCUGUGCAGCUUCCUACUGCCGGUCGCGGCCGAGACCCACUUCGGUUGCGUGAUAGCCAUCAGAUCGGUGCAGGGUUUCGCUAGCGGGUUCGUGUGGCCGGCGAUGUACUCGAUCGUCGGCGUUUGGAUACCGACGCAGGAGCGCAGCCGAUUCCUCUCCAGUUUCCAGGGUUCGAACUUCGGCACGGGAAUAUCGUACGCGCUUUGCGGAUUUCUGAUCGCGAACUUCGGCUGGCCGGCCGUCUUCUACACCUCGGGCAGCAUAGGUUUGAUCUGGUGCCUGAUGUGGUACUUUUUGGUGUUCGACAGUCCCGAGAAGCAUCCGAGGAUAUCGCGCGAAGAGCAGGACUACAUUCGAAAAAAUACGGACAGCUGUUACGCCAGCCGAAAGAAGCAGAAGGUGCCGUGGACUUCGAUGCUGCGUUCGCUCCCCAUGUGGGCGAUUUCGAUCACGUGCUUCGGUCGCGUUUGGAUCCUCUACACGUUCACCAUCUACGGUCCUCAGUACUUGAAGCACAUCCUCGGGUUUAGUGUCGAACAGAACGGUUUACUCUCGGGAGCGCCGUUCAUAUCCUGCUACUUUUCGACGGUUCUCUUCGGUUACCUGGCCGAUCAGAUAAUGAAUCGUAAACUGCUAACGAAGACGACGACCAGAAAGCUGUUUACGUUCAUCGGGCAGAUCGGUGCCGGUUUACUUUGUAUUUUAAUGGGGUACAUCGGCUGCAACAUCGCUGUCAUUUUGUGUUUGUAUUUCCUCGCCAUCAAUUUACUUUCUGCUCAGUUUUCGGGAGCGAUGGCUAGCAUUGUAGAUGUGGCACCGAACUUUAGCGGAGUUGUGGUCGGCUACUGCCAAACCGUCUACAUGAUCGCUGGUGUAUUCAGUCCGUUAGUUGCAGGGUACAUCACACGCAACGGGCACACCAUCUCGGCAUAUCAAACGACCUUCAACAUAGCGGCAGCAAUUGGAAUGAGCACAUACUUGAUGUACCAAUUCUUUGGUACAUCAGAGAUUCAGCACUGGAACUAUAGGAACGACGAGGGCGCAUGCAAAGAGAACGACGUCAUGCUGCAAGGGAAGAAGAGAGCCGUGCGCAUUGUGAGCAAAAAGGACGGCGUCGGCGAGGAAGUGUAACAACCCCAGGAAUCUUAAUAAUUGCACUGUGAUUUUAACUUUAAUUAUGUACAGAUGUUGUUCACACUCCGUAAAUACGUGUCAAGGAGUUAAAUUUUGAUCCAAGGCCGCUACAUCUGUACUAUUGUGUCAUCUUGAUUGAUGAACAGUAUAUUAAAACAUAUGAUAA